Messenger RNA from Aegilops tauschii subsp. strangulata, 1964 nucleotides. Its product is annotated as calcium-dependent protein kinase 15. The record is from RefSeq and is a predicted model, not a curated record. Gene Ontology annotation, biological process: protein phosphorylation. NCBI's taxonomy places the organism in Eukaryota, Viridiplantae, Streptophyta, Magnoliopsida, Poales, Poaceae. Gene Ontology annotation, molecular function: protein kinase activity; calcium ion binding; ATP binding.
CCACCGCUCGCCGUCAUGGGCGGCCGCGCCUCCCGCCAGCGCGCCGACCAGCCGCCCCCUCAGCAGGCCCCCAAGCAGCCCAACUGGCCCCGGCCGCGCCACCGCCGCCCGCCCCAAACCCCGUCUCCCCCACCCCCUCCCCAGCACCCCCAACCCCAACCCCCACCCCAACCCCCGCUCCCCCCCGACAUCGGCCGCGUCCUAGGCCGGCCGAUGGAGGACGUCCGCGCCACCUACACCUUCGGCCGCGAGCUGGGCCGGGGCCAGUUCGGCGUCACCUACCUGGCCACCCACAAGUCCACGGGCUCCCGCUACGCCUGCAAGUCCAUCGCCGCCCGCAAGCUGGCCCGCGCCGACGACGUGGAGGACGCGCGCAGGGAGGUGCAGAUCAUGCACCACCUCACGGGCCACCGCAGCAUCGUCGAGCUGCGCGGCGCCUACGAGGACCGCCACUCCGUCAACCUCGUCAUGGAGCUCUGCGAGGGCGGGGAGCUCUUCGACCGCAUCAUCGCCCGGGGCCACUACUCCGAGCGCGCCGCCGCCACGCUCUGCCGCGAGGUUGUUAGUGUUGUGCAUAGCUGCCACUCCAUGGGGGUCAUGCACCGCGACCUCAAGCCCGAGAACUUUCUGUUUUUGAAUAAGAGGGAGGAUUCCCCGCUCAAGGCCACCGAUUUCGGGCUCUCCGUCUUCUUCAAGCCCGGCGAGCAGUUCAGGGAUCUUGUUGGGAGUGCAUACUAUGUGGCUCCAGAGGUGCUGAAGCGGCGAUAUGGAGCCGAGGCCGACAUUUGGAGUGCUGGAGUGAUCCUCUACAUUCUGCUCUCCGGCGUUCCUCCUUUCUGGGCAGAGAAUGAAGAAGGUAUAUUUGAUGCUGUUCUGAAAGGUCACAUUGAUUUCUCGUCUGAUCCCUGGCCAUCGAUUUCAAAUGGGGCUAAAGACUUGGUCAAGAGGAUGCUACGGCAGGACCCCAAGGAGCGGCUCACGGCUGCGGAAAUAUUGAAUCAUCCAUGGAUCAGAGAGGAUGGAGAGGCCCCAGACAAACCACUUGAUAUUACAGUGAUCAGUAGAAUGAAGCAGUUCAGGGCGAUGAACAAGCUUAAGAAGGUUGCCUUGAAGAUUGUUGCAGAGAGCUUGUCAGAGGAAGAGAUCGUGGGCUUAAGAGAAAUGUUCAAGUCCCUGGAUACUGAUAACAGUGGGACAAUUACUCUUGAUGAACUAAGGGCUGGCUUACCAAAGCUUGGGACCAAAAUUACUGAAUCAGAAAUAAGACAGUUAAUGGAGGCGGCUGAUGUUGAUGGAAAUGGGACCAUUGAUUAUGUUGAAUUCAUAUCGGCAACAAUGCACAUGAAUAGACUAGAGAAGGAAGACCACAUAUUUAAAGCAUUUGAAUACUUUGACAAGGACCACAGCGGGUACAUAACAGUUGAUGAGUUGGAGGAAGCUCUGAAGAAGUAUGAUAUGGGUGAUGAGGCAACAAUUAAAGAUAUCAUUGCUGAAGUGGAUACAGAUCAUGAUGGGAAAAUUAACUACCAGGAGUUUGUUGCGAUGAUGAAGAACAACAGUCCAGAGAUUGUUCCAAAUCGACGCCGCCUAUUUUAAAUCUUGCAAUGGUUUAUGCGAAGCUUGCGAUUCCUGUGAAUGCAUUUAGACAGGUGACCAGUCAAGAUCUUAAUUGGCGAGGAAUGAGCGAAGCCAUUCAUGCUUGGCCACGGAAUUUAGUAAGGUAUCUGCAAGUGAUCCUUUAUACUUGGGACACACUAUCCAUCAUUGGGAACUCUCCCCUUCAACGUGUUCUGAGCUAGGUCGCACUUUCUUGUGCUACCAUGUUAUACCAUUCACAUGUAUCCUUAUGAGUUAUGACUUAUGAGGCGAGCCGUCUGGUUUUGUGUUUCCUCCAAUUGAUCAUUUAUGUAAGAAUGGAUUUGUAAAACACUUAAAUGAUCAUAUCAAGGAAGAUCACGCUCCCA